UGCGGUGCUCCGGUCCCCGUGCAGCCGCACUGCCAAGCACCUUGCGGCGCUCGGAGCCGGCCCAGCCCCUGGAUCGGAGAGCUCGGCCUUUCCCUGAGCAGGAAUCGUGGAGCCCGGCGCCAUGUGGCUCUCUCUGCUCCUCCUCAGCCAAGGCAUUCUUCAUAAUUGCUGUGAAGCAUACAACGUUGGGCUCCCAGAAGCAAAAUUGUUUUCUGGUCCUUCAAGUGAGCAGUUUGGAUAUGCAGUUCAACAGUUUAUAAAUCAUCAAGGCAAAUGGCUGCUUGUUGGCUCGCCAUGGAGUGGGUAUCCAGCUAACAGAAUGGGAGAUAUCUACACAUGUCCUGUUGACUCACUUGAAACCACAUGUAAAAAACUGAAUUUACAAACUUUAACACGUAUCCCAAAUGUUACUGAGAUAAAGGAACAGAUGAACCUUGGCUUGACACUAAUAAGAAACUCAAAAACUGGAGGAUUUUUGACUUGUGGUCCCUUGUGGGCCCAGCAGUGUGGAAGUCAGUACUAUGCAACGGGAGUCUGUUCUGAAAUCAGUCCAAGUUUCCAGAUCUUAAGAAGCUUUUCACCUGCUCUUCAAAACUGCUCCUCCUUCAUCGAUGUUGUUGUUGUGUGCGAUGAGUCAAACAGCAUUUAUCCCUGGGCUGCAGUGAGUGCGUUUUUGACAAAAUUUGUCCAAGGCUUAGAUAUAGGCCCCACAAAAACUCAGGUGGGCCUAAUUCAGUAUGGUAAUGAUCCAAGGGUAGUGUUCAACUUGAAUACCUAUGAAACAAAAGAUGAUGUUGUUAAAGCAACGUCACAGACCUUUCAAAAAGGAGGAGACUUGACUAAUACUUUCAAAGCAAUUGACUAUGCAAGACGUCAUGCUUUUUCCUCUGAAUCUGGUGGACGGCCCACAGCCACAAAAGUCAUGGUCGUUGUGACAGAUGGUGAAUCACAUGACGGCUCACGUUUGAAAGAAGUGAUAACUAAAUGCAAUGAGGACAAAAUAACCAGAUUUGGCAUAGCUGUUUUGGGAUACUUAAUCAGAAAUGAACUCGAUACUAAAAAUUUAAUUAAAGAAAUCAAAGGAAUUGCGAGUCUUCCGACAGAAAAGUAUUUUUUUAACGUGUCAUCUGAGGCUGCACUGUUGGAAGAAGCAGGAACACUGGGAGAACGCAUAUUUAGCAUAGAAGGUACCGAUCAAGGUGAUACAUUCCAAAUGGAAAUGUCCCAAGUGGGCUUCAGUGCGUAUUACUCACAAAAAAAGGAUGUUCUGAUGUUAGGUGCUGUUGGGGCUUAUGAUUGGAGUGGGACUGUAGUCCAGGAGACCUCAAACCAAGUGACUACAUUCCCUAAUCAAGCAUUUGAAAAAAUUCUACAAGACAGAAACCAUAGCUCAUAUUUAGGUUAUUCUGUUGCUAUUAUCUCAACCCAGAACACUGUCUAUUUUGUUGCUGGUGCGCCAAGAUCAAACUACACUGGCAGAGUAGUGGUUUAUGACAUUGACAGCCAUGGCAGAGUCACAGUUGUUCAGUCUCAGAGAGGGGAUCAGAUUGGCUCCUACUUUGGCAGUGUGGUGUGUGCAGUGGAUGUUAACAGAGAUUCAGUUACAGAUGUGCUGCUAGUAGCUGCACCAAUGUUCAUGAAUGAGCUAAAGAAAGAAGAGGGAAGAGUUUAUAUGUUUUCCAUCAUAAAGGGGAUUUUGGAUCAACAAGAACUCUUAGAAGGUCCGCAAGGGUUAGAAAAUGCUCGGUUUGGAUCUGCUAUGGCUACCCUUUCAGAUAUUGAUUUGGAUGGGUUUAAUGAUGUGAUAAUAGGAGCACCUUUAGAAAAUCAGAACUCUGGAGCAGUUUACAUUUACAAUGGCAAUCUAAGGACUAUACGUACCAAAUAUUCACAGAAAAUUAUAGGAUCAAAUUCUGCUUUCAGACAACCACUCCAGUACUUUGGAAGAUCAGUAGAUGGCCAUAAAGACUUGAAUGGUGACGGCAUUACUGAUGUAUCUGUUGGUGCUGAUGGAAAUGUGGUUCAGCUCUGGUCACAAAGCAUUGCAAAUGUGUCCAUAAGAGCAUCAUUUGUACCUGAGAAAAUCAGUCUGCUGAAUAAGAACACUGAGAUAGCCGUCAAAAUAUGUUUCAGUGCCAAGUUUAGACCUGCUAAUAGAAAUAACCAAGUGGAUAUUAGAUACAAUGCAACACUGGAUGCUGAUCUCCAGUCAUCUAGAGUGACUUCUAGAGGAUUAUUCAAAGAAAACAAUGAGAGAUAUAUACAGAAAAAUAUUGUUGUAAGUUCUGCAGAGACCUGUGUUGAGCACAUCUUUAAUGUACAGGAGCCUUCUGAUGCUGUAAACUCCCUUAGUCUGCGCAUUGAUAUUAGCCUCAAGAAUCCUGGCUCCAGUCCUGUCCUCGAUAUAUAUUCACCUGCCACUGUGGCCUACAGUAUCCCUUUUGUUAAGGACUGUGGUGAGGAUGAACUCUGCAUUUCUGAUCUUGUUCUUGAGGUUCAACAGAAAACCGAUGAUGGCAAACGGCCCUUUAUUGUCAGCAGCAAGAACAGAAGGCUGACAUUCAGUGUGAAGCUGAGAAAUAAAAAGGAAAAUGCCUACAACACCAGAAUCCAGGCUACAUUUUCAGAAAACUUGUUUUUUGCUUCAUCUUCUUUACCAGCUGAUGGGACUGAAGUCUCAUGUCAGAUGGGCACUGGCCAUAAAUCAGUCAUUUGCCAAGUCAGCUAUCCUGUUUUUAAAGUGGGACAACAGGUAUAUUUUGAUAUUAAUUUUGACUUUAAUCUCAAAAAUCUUCAGGAUAUGGCAAAUAUAAGUUUUCAUGCUUUGAGUGAAAGUAAUGAAGAGCAAGAAGCAGACAACCAGGUCUACCUGUCAAUUCCUCUGCGGUACGAUGCAGAAAUUCACUUAACAAGGUUUACCAGCAUAAAUUUCUAUGAAGUAUAUUCUGAUCGUAAUAUUCCUUCCACUGUGAAUAAUUUUGAAGAGAUUGGUCCUGCGUUCAAUUUUUCAGUGAAGGUUACAAUGGGAAGCAUUCCAGUAAAGGUGGCUUCUGUAAAAAUCCAUUUUCCACAGUUAACUAAAGGAAACAAUCCUCUGAUGUAUCUAACUGCACUGGAUACAGAUCAGGCUGGAGGUGUCAGUUGUGAUGCAAAGAUUAAUCCUUUGCAACUAGGAAAAACAUCUUAUUCUGCAUCUUUCAAGAAAGAAAACUUCAGAGCUGCAAAAGAACUAAACUGUAAGAACACACACUGUACGACAAUUACAUGCAACCUGAAAGACCUCACACUGAAAGGAGAGUAUUUUGUAAAUGUGUCUACCAGAAUCUGGAAUGGGACCUUUGCAGCUUCAACUUUCCAGAUGUUACAGCUGACAGCAGAUGCAGAAAUUAAUACACAUAACCCAGAAUUAUUUAUAAUUGGAGAGAAUACCCUAACUAUCCCAGUGACAAUAAUGAAGCCUGAGGAGAAAGCGGAGGUACCAAUCGGAGUUGUGAUAGGAAGUAUACUGGCAGGACUGCUAUUGCUGUUAGCGUUGGUUGCUGUUUUAUGGAAACUUGGCUUCUUCAAGAGAAAAUAUGAAAAAAUGACAAAGGAUGUAGAAGAUAUUGAUGAAAUUACAGAACUCACAAAAGACAAAGAUUGAAGACAACAAUGAUGGGAAUACAGAACUAAUCCUCUGAGCCACAAACAAUGGCUGUGGUCCAAUCAGAUCUUCAGCUGGAGUGCCUUAACGUUCAAUAACUGUUAAACUUGUUUUUUAAGGAAUGAAAAUGCUUUUUUUAUGGAUGAAAAUAUUUUACAGAUUCUUCUGUUUUGUAAGAGUAACUGCAGGUCAGUUUUUUUUUCACAAAUAUUUUAUAGUAUAUUUUCUUGUAUAUUUUUUUUCCUUGCAAACAAAUUAGCCCUUGUGAAUCGGGCAGGUCUGGAGCAUACACCUUGUGGUAGAAAUCCCACUUCCAUUCCACAAAGAGCAAAAUAGAGCAACUUUUUUCAGAUUUUGGAACAAUAUCAGUCCAAGUUAAUAGGCUCUUGGUAAAAAUGAUUUUUUUCUACUAACUAAAUGAUCUAGAUGACGACAUUGCAUGAUGAAUAUUGAUUCAGGACAUGGAAAAGUAAAGCUCAGUUUGCAGUUUCUUAGCUACAUUUUGAUUGUCUUGGAGAACUGACUCACAUUUCCCAUCAAAUCUGAGUCUUAACUAAUCCAUAACCUUACAGGUUGUAUAUAUUAUAAAAUGGGCAAUGCGUCCUGAUUUGGGAAUGAAGACUCCAGUCUACGCCCUAAUAUAGGGUGUCUGGAUGGGUACACCAUACCAAGUACAUCACCAUAUUCCUUUCACUAAGGUGACAAAAAUUAAUUUUUUUACAGUGUAUGGUAUUGGUACUUCUAAAUGAGACAUGCUCCUGCUUUAGUGCUGCCUUGCAUGUUUUGUCCUUUUUAAAGGCAGAAGAUCUGAAUUUGAAAACUCACUGUGACUUGCUGUCAUUGAGCAGGGGGUUGGACUAGAUGACCUCCUGAGGUCCCUUCCAACCCUGAGAUUCUAUGAUUCUACUGUGGCAGCUUUCAAAUUCUCAACACUACUCCAAUGGAUUUAAAUUUUACUUCUCUGAACCCUUGUCUUGUACAGUUAAUCAUCUAACAAAGGAGAAAAAACAGGCCUAUAUUUAUUAUUAUUAAAAAUCACUUACCAUACCUUUAAAUUUACAUGUCCUUUUUUCUUUAACCCAAAGAGCAAGGUGAAUUGAAAACCUUUAUUUGGAUUCCUAAUCCUUACUCACGGCAGUAACCCCACAGACUAUUGGCAUCAUGAGAAUGAAGAUGCAAGAUUUUGCCUUCGUUCAGUAGCUGACAAUAAGGCAGGAGUGAAAGAAAGUGUCUGGUGUAUUAUAGGAGCACAGGAAAAGCUAAGUGAUGUGCAGCUAGUGUGACAAAGAACAGUGGAAGAUCUGUUCUAUAUUGGUGCUUGUACCACUCUCAUCAUCGUAUUAUGUGAGUGCCUUUCAGUGAUGCAUUAAGCAGUGUGACCACUGUCACAUGCUGUUUGUUCUUAUAUAGUUAAAGAACUUUUAUAAGUAACUUAUGUUUUGUACAAUUUAAAAUACUGUAGUACUUUUGAAAGAGAAGUUUUAAGACCUAAAAAGGACGUCUUAUUCAGGUGGCCUUAUGUUACGCUGUUUAAUUUACAUAACAUUUUUCUAUUAAAGUGACCUUAUGUUAUAUACCCUUUGCUUUAAAAGAAAAUCUUUGAAUUUUAGGUUUGAAAAACUAAGAAUCUCCAUGUUAAAGAGAGAGCCCACACCAAUCUUGUGGGCUGAGAUAAUUGAAGUUUUGGUUGCCUCACUCUCAUGACAGGAAGUUAACCUCACAAGCACAUCACCUGUUGAAAUGCUUUUCUAUACAUAUUUUGGAUUAGAAAUAAGGUGGUGUCUGAUAGAAGACAAUUAUCUGAAGGGUGUAAAAUUUUCAAAGGGACCUAAAUCCCAUUUUCAAAAGAGACUUAAGAGUCUAAGUCCUCUUGACAUUCAGUUAGACUUUAGGUAAAGAUUUUUAAAAGUACCACUCUCUUCUAUGAAUGUGACUGAGGCUCCUACAUCACUUAGUGCCUUUACACAUUUUUAAUCUUAGCCUCCUAAGGGCCCAAGUCACUUUCAGAAAUUGGCCUUAGGCUCCUAAAUCACUUAUGCACUUUUGAAAAUUUUUACCCAAAGUCGUCUUAGUCGGUAAACAGUAGCCAGCCAAGCCACCAACUUCCCUGACUGGAAGAGGUGUCAUUUGGAAUAACAGCUGAAUUAUUUUCAGUCUAUCUGGUGUUUGUUUUUAUUCUAAAAGUUUUUUUUUAUAUUUUCAUAUUCUAUUUUUUAUGGUGACAUGUUGAAAGACAAUCUGGAUCCCAAACUCGAUUGUCUGACAGAUAAAUACAGUUGCCACCACUUGUGUUUGUGGCCAAACUGAGUUUUUAAAAAUUAAGUUGUGUUCUAAACAAUUCCUUAAAGAACAAACUUCUGACUCGCAGUUAUAAACCCUGGGUGCAUCGACUAGCACAUGCAACCUAAGAUUGAAGAUAAAAAUUGGUCUCCUGCCUCAAUUCUCUUUUAACAACUUGAAAAAAAAAUUGCACUCAUACUGAACUUGCAAAAACCUCAUAUAUAAUUAAUCCUGUGCAUUCAGAGCAAGAAUAGGAAUUUAACAAUGCCGUGGAUGGUAAAAUCUUUCAUUUCUUGUGCCUUUUGGUGGUGCAUGUAAUGGAACCCAGGCAAGCAACCAGUUUUUAUUGUCAGUCACAAGUUGAAUGUGCAGAAGAGUGUAUUACAUCCAGGGUUUUAGGUGCAUGAUUACAUUCACUUGCCGUGACUGGGUUUUUCAUUGUCCCAGGUGUUAAGAUUUUUCUGGAAGAAGCGCUGUUCUCAAACUACAAGGAAAGCAGAGCAUAAGUAGGGUUUUGCAUCUGUCACUUAGCCAUUUAAUGUUACUAGUUUGGUGGGUUUGUUUGUUUGUUUUGUGUUUGGUUGGGGAGGGGGGGAAGGGCGGUUUGUAUGUGUAUUUUUUAUUACUUAAAUAGUUAAUUCCAUUUUGUAAAGAGUAAUUUUAUUGCACUUUUGGGUAGGCAUAGCCUGAGAAAUAAUGCUGGAAAUUUUAUGUAUAUUUUGUACUGUGUAUAACGGUUUGGGGGUUUACAUUUUUAAAACCUUGUAAAGACAUUUAGUUUUAGCUCUAACGUGUUAUUUUGCAGUGCUGGGCUUUGAUUCUGAUCUUGCUUGCAACAGCAGAAGUCAGGAGUGACUCCAGUGAAAUCAAGAGUUACACAGUGUAAAACUGGUGCGAGAUCCGAAUUAGACUGGCUGAGGUUUAGACGAUAUGAGUAAAGUCCUUUGUAAAUCUCAAAAAUUAGUCUCAUAGGAGAAAGCGACAAAGAGUCGUGUGGCACCUUAUAGACUAACAGAAGUAUUGGAGCUUGAGCUUUUGUGGGUGAAUACCCACUACAUCUGUUAGUCUAUAAGGUGCCACAGGACUCUUGCUUUUUACAGAUCCAGACCAACACUGCUACUCCUCUCAUAGGAGAGUGGACACUGAGAUACAGAUUUAACACAAAUGAUCAGAUUGAGGACUCAGAACUAGAUUGUAAACUUUUUGGGGCAGAGACCAUCUGUUCUGUGCUUGUGCAUAAUGAGGCCCUAGAGCCCCUAGGCACCACUACAGUACAAAGGAUAAAAACUAAUUUUUGUUACAAAUCUGAAUACAGACUAAUAAAAGCAGAGCUUUGAAGAGUGAAAAGCUCCACUAAAAGCCACUAUAUAAAAUGCAGCAAAUUUUUUCUUUGCUACAGUAGCAGAAUCCUAAGGUUACGAUAUUGCAAGGUGCUGACAACCAGCUGUUGAGGAUACUAAGAGGCUGUGCCUCAGGCCUUACAGGUUUUAGCCAUUGGUGCAGCAACACUGCUAAGCUUGGCUGCACUGGUGUAAGUCACAGUUCACACUGAUGCAGCACAUCUACACUAGGGGAUUGCACCAGUGCAGCUCUAUUAAUGGAGUUAGUUCCCACAGGCUCCCUCCCUUCUAAAAUUACAACUUCACAACGCAUUUGCCCUCCCCUCUUGGAGCAGUUUGUUGUCUUCCCCCUCCAAGUUGGCAGUGACUUUUGAGUGAUCCUCAGACCCUCCUCUCACCUACUUCGUAUUGCAGCCCAGUUUUGCACUUGAAAGAGCAACGUAUGAAAGGUAAAUAAGAUCAAACAUCACCAAAUACUACAUAUGAUGGUUACUUUUUAUCAGGCUAACAAUUUCCCCCUUUCAUUACCUUUUAAACAUAAUGGAUAUAAAAUGAUGUUCUCACUGAGAAAUGCAGUUAAGAUUUAAAAUCUCUGACGUUUCUGCCCUCUACUGUAUGUAUAUUUUGCACUUUAGUACAGAAUGCCAUAGCACCUGAUGUACUGGAGUUUGUUUUUGUUUAUUUAAUAACAAAAAUAAAAGGCAGCACUGUUUGUGUACAUUCAAAUCAA
This is a messenger RNA of Mauremys reevesii (Reeves's turtle), 7993 nucleotides long. It is a transcript of the gene ITGA2, whose product is annotated as integrin subunit alpha 2. Bases 122 to 3643 code for a protein of 1173 amino acids. Gene Ontology annotation, cellular component: external side of plasma membrane; integrin complex. Gene Ontology annotation, biological process: cell-cell adhesion; cell-matrix adhesion; cell adhesion mediated by integrin. The transcript is spliced from 30 exons. Lineage: Eukaryota; Metazoa; Chordata; Testudines; Geoemydidae. Gene Ontology annotation, molecular function: integrin binding. The record is from RefSeq and is a predicted model, not a curated record.